ACGCCCAUGCGUGGAGGGGUGCGGCUGCGCAGCACAGAGAGUGUUGUCCUAGCGCCCCUCCCCUCUCCUCCGCUCGGUAGCCCGCCGGGCGGGACCGGAGAGUCUCGGACAAGCCUAAAGCCAGGAACGGUUUCAGGAGGACCCUGGUCUGCACCUGUGGUUGCCAGGUAGGUGGAUGUGAGAGGCCCGAUCCUCCUGGUUCUCUAGAGGCCAUCUCAUCGCUGCUGGCACCAUGCUGUCCCCUCAGAGGGCUUUACUCUGCAACCUGAACCAUAUCCACCUCCAGCACGUCUCCCUGGGCCUGCACUUGUCCCGCCGUCCCGAGCUACGGGAGGGGCCCUUGAGCACGCCUCCUCCCCCAGGAGACACCGGGGGCAAGGAGAGCAGGGGCCCCUGCAGUGGGCCUCUGGUGGACGCCAAUUCCAACAGCCCAGCUGUGCCCUGCCGAUGCUGCCAGGAGCAUGGGCCAGGCCUAGAAAACCGGCAGGACCCAUCGCAGGAGGAGGAGGGGGCUGCCUCUCCUUCAGACCCUGGCUGCUCCUCUUCUCUCAGCUCCUGCUCAGAUCUUAGCCCCGAUGACUCCCCAGUCUCCGUCUACUCGCGGGACCUCCCAGGUGAUGAGGAAGCCCAUCCUCAGCCCAGUAUCAUCCCCCUGGAGCAGGGCUCCCCACUGGCUUCAGCAGGCCCUGGCACCUGCUCCCCAGACAGCUUCUGCUGCUCUCCCGAUUCCUGCUCCGGAGCUUCCUCACCACCCGGCCCUGGCCUGGACUCGAACUGCAACGCCCUGACCACCUGCCAGGACCUCCCUUCCCCAGGCCUGGAGGAAGAGGAUGAGAAUGGGGAGCAGGACUUCCCUACCUCCGAGCUCUUAGAGGUGGAUGAUGGGAAAAUCGAUGCUGGGAAAACGGAGCCCAGUUGGAAAAUUAACCCCAUUUGGAAAAUUGACACAGAGAAAACUGACGCUGGAUGGAAAAUCACUGAGAACAAUAACUCUGGUUGGAAAAUCAACGAAAAUACUAACUCUAGCUGGAAAACUGAACCAGGAAAAUUCAACUCUGGUUGGAAAACCAACACAGGAAUAAAUGAUUCUGGCUCGAAAACAGAUGCAGGGAAAAUUGAUGGGGGAUGGAGAAGUGACGUCAGCGAGGAGCCGGUGCCCCACCGGACAAUCACGUCCUUCCACGAGCUGGCCCAGAAGCGCAAGCGGGGCCCGGGGCUGCCCCUCCUGCCCCAGGCCAAGAAAGAUCGCAGUGACUGGCUCAUAGUCUUCUCCCCAGAUACGGAGCUGCCCCCCACCGGGUCUCUGGGCAGCUCCUCUGCACCUGCCCGGGAAAUCACUACCUUCAAAGAACUCCGGUCCCGAAGCCGGGUCCCGCCCCCGCCAGUCCCGCCUCGAGACCCCCCAGCUGGCUGGGCUUUGGUCCCGCCCCGGCCCCCACCCCCACCCAUCCCUCCCCGGAGGAAGAAGAACCGACCUGGGCUGCAGCCCAUAGCGGAGGGGCAGCCGGAGGAGGGCAGGGCGGUUAGCCCCGCGGCUGGCCAGGAGGCGCCAGCCGCGAAGGAGCCGGAGGAACCCAGUGAGCAGGCUGGUGUCGAGGCCGGUCCCCUCCUGCUCCCUCGGCCUCUGUUUUUCCGGUUCUCGGCCGACGGGCGCCCCCUGUUGGAGGGUGGGGGUGCGGGCGCAGCUGGGUCUCUGCUCCUGGCGCCUCUGGCUGCGUGGCCUGGCGCGGGGCUGCGGCUGCUGGGGGCGGCAAGCCCCCCAGAGGAGCAGCUGCUGCCUGUCCGCCUGUCCCCGGUGGGAGCCUAUUCGCCUCCGACUCGGGGAGCCCUGCCCUGCCUGGCCAGCCCCGAGCUGGCACUGCUGCUAUCCCCGCUCUUUCCCAGAAGUAGCACCUUCCCCGCCACGGCUCCCCCACCCCGCCAGGUACCCGCCCCCCCGCUGCCACCGCCACCUCGUCCGCCGAAGGCCCCUCGCUGGAUCAGGAGCCCACCGCCUCUGCCCAGGCUACUCCGUAGUUCUUGGUCGUUCGCCGGUGUCCCCGGGGCCCAGCGGAUGUGGAUGGCAGAAGCCCAGAGUGGGACUGGCCAGCUACAGGAGCAGAAAAAAGGUCUUCUGGUAGCCGUGAGCGCCUCAGUGGAUAAAAUCAUCUCGCACUUCGGGGCCGCCCGGAACUUGGUUCAGAAGGCCCAGUUGGGGGAUAGCCGGCUGAGCCCGGACGUGGGGCACCUGGUGCUGACCACCCUCUGCCCGGCGCUCCACGCCCUGGUGGCGGAUGGGCUGAAGCCUUUCCAGAAGGACCUCAUCACCGGGCAGCGCAGGAGCAGCCCCUGGAGCGUGGUGGAGGCGUCGGUGAAGCCAGGCUCCAGCACCCGCUCCUUGGGGACUCUGUACAGCCAGGUCAGCCGUCUGGGCCCGCUGAGCAGCAGCCGCAGCCGCUUCCAUGCCUUUAUCCUGGGCCUCCUCAACACUAAGCAGUUGGAGCUGUGGUUUUCCAGUCUCCAGGAAGAUGCAGGCCUGCUGUCCCUCCUGUAUCUGCCCACAGGAUUCUUCUCCCUGGCCCGGGGCAGCUGUCCCUCCCUGUCCACAGAGCUGCUGCUCCUGCUGCAGCCAUUGUCAGUGCUCACCUUCCACCUGGACCUCCUCUUUGAGCACCACCACCACCUGCCCCUGGGCCCGCCUCAGGCCCCUGCCCCUCCAGGCCCACCUCCAGCCCUGCAGCAGACUGUGCAGGCCAUGCUGCACUGGGGCGGGCGGGUUGCCCAGAGCCUUCGGGGAGCUUCCAGGGAGGUUGUCCCGGACCCCUCAGCCCCCGCAAGCCCUUCUAUACCAGGCAGCUGGUGGGAGCAGCUGACCCAGGCCUCCCGGGUCUAUGCCUCUGGGGGCACGGAGGGCUUCCCUCUUCCCCGGUGGGGACUCGGGCAUCAUGGGACUGCAGCUGAAGGUGUGCGAGAGCGAUGCCCUGCAGAGGCAGCAGCACCAGGCAGAGGCGUGUGGCUGGGGAGACUAUUUGGAGUGCCUGGGGGCCUUGCAGAAAAUGAGAGUGGAGCCCUGAAGUCCAGGAGGCCAUCUAGCUGGCUGCCCCCAACAGUGAGUGUGUUGGCUCUGGUGAGGCGGGGGGCGCCUCGUGAGAACCCUCCUGAGGAGCUGUUGGCCUCAGUGCCCAGCAUGGUGCAGACCCACAGGGCAGUUCGGGCUCUGUGUGACCACACUGCUACAGGACCUGACCAGUUGAGCUUCCAGUGCGGGGAUGUGCUGCGUGUCAUCGCCACAGUGGAUGAAGACUGGCUCCGCUGUGGGCGGGAUGGCGUGGAGGGGCUGGUGCCUGUAGGGUAUACCUCCCUUGUUCUCUAGCCCUGAGCCUUGCCUUUCCUGCGUAUGUCUCCCUCCUGUCACCUGGGAAUGGAAUGGCCCGUGAACACUAAUCCUUGUAAACCUACCAUCCCAGAAGCAUUUUCCUUGUUGACAAAAUGACAUUUCUUCCCAUACCCAUUUCUGCCAAUAUUUAAAAUAAACUUUCCUUCUUUCCUCCCAUGCCCAUCUGCAAGGUGAAAUCUGGUCUUCUUCCAAAUAUAUAAAAAGGAAUUGCCCUCUGAGCAAUCCCUUUCCUUUUUCCCAUCUGUAUAAGGAACGUCUUCCUUCCUAUCUACAGAAUGGAAAUCUAGCCCUCCUCUUUCUUCAUGCGUAAGUGGACUGUGCCGGUACGGUAUAUGCCUUGGCCCCCCCAAGCCUAGAAAGGCCUCUAAUCUCCUUCCUGUGUAUGGAAUCUUCCCCACUCUACCCCCCCAGUUGCCUGUAUUGAUGAUGUACUCCUGCUGUACUAGGUGCUGAAGCCUAGACACCCCUGGUGGAUGGGUCUGUGGUAAUGGUCUGCCUCUUUUGUCCCAAUAAAGUGUGGGAGUUGAAUGUG
Molecule: messenger RNA, 3908 nt
Organism: Lemur catta (Ring-tailed lemur)
Lineage: Eukaryota; Metazoa; Chordata; Mammalia; Primates; Lemuridae
Gene: RUSC1
Product: RUN and SH3 domain containing 1
Exons: 11
Coding region: 233-3352 (1039 amino acids)
Cellular component (GO): cytoplasmic vesicle
Molecular function (GO): protein binding
Source: RefSeq, a predicted model, not a curated record